Drosophila kikkawai is the source of this 3553-nucleotide messenger RNA. Lineage: Eukaryota; Metazoa; Arthropoda; Insecta; Diptera; Drosophilidae. The record is from RefSeq and is a predicted model, not a curated record.
UCAACAACCAGUUGUUUUUUUUGCUCGGGUUUAAACAAUUUCCCCUCCCCGUCGCUGUACAUAAAAAAUUAAACAAUCGCGAGCUGCUGCAAUAAUUUACACCGCCUUUACAUAACGCGCAAAGAUGUAACAAGAGCCAGGCGUGGCGAAAAGUGCGAAACGUAUGGCCAAAAACCGUGGCAGCACGAAAUCGGGGCGAAAACGACGAACAGCAAAACGGCGUACAAAAUCCAUAAAUGGAUAAAUAACCGACGACGAGACUCUACGUUCAAUCUGUGUUCCUAUUUAGUGCUUAUUAAUUUUGCAAUUUCCGAGCUGCAAUCAAAUUGUCAAGAUUGAGAUCCCAGCCCAAUGGCAUUGUUAGGGUUCGCACAUAUUGAACCGAAAUCGAUCGCUGAUCUCGAAUAGCCGAUACCGCGGAUAAACAAGGAUAAGAAAAGAGUCCCACCGAUCGAACGCAGGCGGCGACGGCGCUGGAGGAUAACAAUAGCUUCCUGCGGGGCCCUUGGCCAUGUCAUGUGGCGAGAACUGCGACAGCUGCUGCCACCAUCAUCACCACCGACGACGUCGACGUUGUUAAUCCAACUCGGUACCUGCAUUAGUCAUAGGAGGAAUGAGGAUGACAGCCGGCCCAAGGGAACGGCGACAGCACAACAACGAACCACCAGAGAACGAAACAGAAACGGAACCAGAAGCAAGAGCCAACCCAAAGGCGGAAGCUAAGCAGUUAGCUUAAUUAAAUAUAAUAGUGGUAAACCAUGUUCAAGAUUAGGCAGCGGAACUGCAUGCUAAUAGUGACGGCCCUGGUGCUGGCACCCUGCAUAGUUAUCCUGAUGGUAAUGGGACCGGAGCUAUCCACCGAACAGUCGCUGACCCAACGCCUGGCCGAGUGCCAUAUGCGGUUGCAGUAUCUAGAGUCCAUGUAUCGGGCCCGGCAGGAGGAUGUGGCGCUGCUCUCUCAGUACCUGGGUCAAAUACAAAUCAUUAAUGGGAAUGUGACUGGAGCUGGUACGCAGCCGUCGCCGCCACCUCCUCCAUUGCCUGUGAUUAAUCUGCUGGAUGGCCUGAGUCCCGAGGCUAGGCAGCUGCUAAAGAAUGCCUCGCACAUCAGCAGAGGUGGCGGUGGGGCAAAUGGUUCAAUGAUUCGCGGCCAGAACAUACGUCUGCCCAAUGCCUAUCACUUUCUGCCGCAUCUACUGGAUGAUGCGGGAUCCCUGCGUCCAGCCUACUUGCAAAGCAAAGGUCGUACGGAUGUCAGCAUUGUACUGGGAGUGCCCACGGUGAGGAGGGAGAAGCAAUCGUAUCUCCUUGGAACCCUGCACAAUCUCAUCGAGAACAUGAACGACGAGGAGCAGAACGAGACGCUGAUUAUUGUGUAUAUAGGUGAAACGGAUCUGGAGGCCGUGCAACUGAUUGCCCGGCAAAUCGAGGCUAGCUUUGAGCAGUAUUUGGACAGCGGACUGAUUGAUAUCAUAGCCCCGGCGCCCAGUUACUACCCCAACUUUGAGCGCCUUCGCAUCACCCUAAACGAUCCGCUGGAGCGCGUCAAGUGGCGGAGCAAGCAGAACCUGGACUUUGCCUACCUAAUGGCCUAUGCCCACUCAAAGGGCACCUUCUACGUCCAGCUGGAGGAUGACAUCCUAACCAAGCGGCAGUUUAUCACCACAAUGAAGAAAUUCGCCCUGAUCAAGAGCGCUCUCACGAAGCCCGAUCAGCCGGCCUGGUUUGUCUUGGACUUUUGCCAGCUGGGCUUCAUUGGCAAGAUGUUCAAGAGUGCAGAGCUGCCCUAUCUGAUCACCUACUUCCAGAUGUUCUACAAUGACAAGCCUGUGGACUGGCUUCUCACCUAUUUCAUCGAAUCGAAAGUAUGCCGCACGGACAAGGAUCAAAAGCAUUGCAAUCAGGAGAAGGCCAAGUACUGGCAGCACUUUCGCAAGUCCCUGUUCCAGCACAUUGGCACCAGUUCCUCUCUGAAGGGCAAGGUGCAGAAGCUGAAGGACAAGCAAUUUGGCAGCAAGGUGCCGCAGUAUUAUGCCCACACCCAUAAUCCCCCAGCCUUGGUCAAGUCCAACAUUGCUCCGUACAAAAAUUACAUUCUGAAGCGUGCCUAUCGCGGUGAAUCCUAUUUCUGGGGCCUGCUCCCACAACCCGGUGAUCUUGUCCAGUUCAUAUUCGAACGACCCACCCAGCUGCGUCGCUAUCUCUUCCGCAGUGGAAAUUCGGAGCACCCAUCGGAUAGAUUCUACAACACCACCGUGGAGCUUCUGCCGGCGGAUACCCUCAGCGAGAACUCGUCCGUUUGGAGUAACUUCAAUACCACCACGGAUGGGUAUCUGGUGGUCGGUGCCUUCGAUAGCCUAGGCGUUGCCGAGGGUCAGCUGGAUGUGAAGAUUGGUGCCAUCAAGGAGCUGCGCUUGCACGUGCACAGCGACAGUGAGAAUUGGGCUCUGCUCAGCGAGAUUGAACUGCAGGAAUGGGGGAGUGAUCCCAAGUCGGAGGUGAAUGCGGCGAAGCCCAGGUUUGUGGCGGGCAGCUGAUUGCUACAUCGCCACAGGGAAAGGCAGAUGGACGUCUGGGAGGAUUAGGAAGGAGCUAACAAAAGAUCGCUGAUCGAAUCCGCUUGCCCAUCCACAAUUUGUCUAUAUAUCUGUCUAGGAAUGUGGUGGAUUUUGUGGACCGAGAAUCGUUGUGAGAGCAGAAAAUUAUAUUUAAAUUUCAUUCAAGAAUUUGAGAGCAGAAAGUUAAAUUAAAUUAUUAUUAUAAUUUAAAAUUCAACAUUCAUUCUUUUUUUGAAAUUUAUAAAUUCAAAAAUGUAAUAAUUCUCAAAAUAUUUUCCGCUCUCUCUACGAUUUCUCAAUGUUUUUUGCAUUCAUCCCAAAAUCGAUCUAUAUGACCUAAUGUACUGUACACAUCUGUAUGUAUAUUUUUUGAAAGAUGCUUUUUACACCCCCCCUCUCGAUUAUAUAUCUAAAUGUGUAAAUAAUCUCCCAGAUAACUCUCUAUCUCUCUCUCUGUAACCUAAACUGUAAGUGAUUCUAGGACUAUAUGUUUGGCUGCUGACUAAACUUAGAUGUCCAAAUGAAUUCCCAGAACCAAAUUUGUUAAGGUUUCUUCAACUCUUGAAUAAACUUUGUUAGUCAGCAGCCAAGCCAAGCUCUCAUAUCCCAGUUAUGGCUAUGUUAUACAUUUUACCCACUGCUUUAGUUUGUUAAGUGUUAACUUCUUUUUAUAUUGGCAGCUAAACAAAAAACGCACAUUCCAAUGAAUAUUUUGUUUUCCUUAUUGCUGAAUCUUCACAAAGAAUCCCGAAGAAUCUCGAACUACACAGCUGAAAUCGAUAUAUCUAUAAAGCAAAUGUUUAAUAUUAGUCCAUGUAUUAAUUGGUUCAAGUAUUCCUCUUUACUCUCUAAUAAUUUAUCUUAAUUUAGUUCAGAUCAUCCAACAUAUAUCCUUGAAUAUGAAGCCAUAAGAUACAUAUAAAGACCUUAAAAUAACGCCCAUACACUUGAAAUAUACAAAGGUCUUUGAUACAUAAAUAUCAUACAUAAACCUA